UGUUUGAAUAGGAGGGAACUGCGCUGCAUUAUUAUUCAGAUUGUCCUGCCGGGGGGAAGUUAGUGCGGUCACAGCACCUGUCCCUCCUCCGUCUGUCUGCUUGUGUGUUUAUUCGCCUCACAGCUUUUCUGCUAUCUUGUUGUUUUAGGCUUUUGUCUCAGCCAGAGUUCUUUCAGAAGGGAAGUGACCCAAAAAUACGAACACUGAACCAACAACUCAAGAGAAAACAGGUUUCAUGGUUGGCACGAGGAAGUUGGUGUGGUUAUGGAGAGGAAAGAAAACACAGUUUAUGAUUUGUGAGACACUAACUCUGUUGGGGAAAACAAAAGUGUUGGUGGGUAGGAGUGAUGUCAUGGCCGGCUCAGUCACCUCCAGUUCUAAAGAGCGCCCUGCUUCCAGAACCAGCUUCAUCCCAGAGCUGCAGAGCAUGAUGUUUGCUCUGGGAGACGCCCGCAGGCCUCUGUAUGAAACUGCAGCCCUCGUAGAGGACAUCGUACACACACAGCUCAUCAACAUGCUGCAUCAGGCCUGUGAGGGCGCCGCUCUUCGAGGUUCAAGGGUAAUUUCAGCUGAAGACAUCCUGUUCCUGAUGAGGAGAGACAAGAGGAAGCUGGCACGAGUGUUAAAAUAUCUUCAGUUUAGAGAUUACAAAUCCAAACUAUUAAAAAAUCUAGAGGAAGAAGAUGUGCAGCAGGAGCCAGGGGGUCUGGCUGCUGGGGGGAAUCAGCGCCGGCAGCGACUGGCCCAGGACUUCCUGGUAUGGAUGGACCAAACUGGAGAAUUCCUUUCAUUGGCUGAGAAACAGGAAGUUGACCCAGUCAAACAGGAGAGGAUGGAGUUGCAUUAUGUGGUUCAACCGUCCAUUUUUUAUCAUCUUAUUGCUACAACAGCCAAGAAAGCGUCAAAGUUUCGGGACUGGCUGGACUGCAGCAGCCUGGAGCUGAAACCCAACAGCAUUGCCACAGAGAUCCUCUCAUACCUGGCCUAUGAGACGGUGGCACAGAUUGUAGAUUUGUCUCUGCUAGUGAAGCAGGAGAUGACGGUGAAGACCAAUCCUGUCAGCCAUGUGAUCUCAGCCAGCUACAUCCACUACAACACACACACCGAGGUGAAGAAAGAUCCAGAUUCACCUGAAGCUACGCCCCCAUCCACUCCAGGCUCCUCCCACUCCUCGAAGCCCCUCCUACUGGGAAAUGGCAGCAUGGACAGCCGAGCCAGACAGAGGAAACGGAAAAAGAGCUCUCCGGCCACAGUGGAGCCCCCUAGUGGAGCCAUCCAGCCGUGUCACAUCAGAGAGGCCAUCAGACGAUACAACUACAGACACACAAGUGCAUACAGGAGGAGUGGGAUGACUUUCCUCACCUGCUGAAGCAGAGUUUAUAUCCAUUUUCUUGUUUGGUUCACUCUUAGUAAUAAAGACUUAAACAUGC
This is a messenger RNA of Poecilia latipinna (sailfin molly), 1430 nucleotides long. RefSeq names its product SPT3 homolog, SAGA and STAGA complex component (gene supt3h). Gene Ontology annotation, biological process: transcription by RNA polymerase II. The record is from RefSeq and is a predicted model, not a curated record. The coding region runs from base 236 to 1369 and encodes 377 amino acids. Lineage: Eukaryota; Metazoa; Chordata; Actinopteri; Cyprinodontiformes; Poeciliidae. Gene Ontology annotation, molecular function: protein heterodimerization activity; transcription coactivator activity. The transcript has 11 exons.